AUGCCACACCACACCGUGCGAGGCCCCAGGAGCUCCGCAGACAACUCUCGCAAGGUGGAGCCUCCUGAAGGCUGUAGCGCCUCGCCGCUCAGCGACGACAACCUGUUUGUCUGGGGCGCAACAAUACUAGGACCAGUGGAGACGCCCUGGGAGGGCGGCAUCUUCCAGCUGCGCAUCACGUUUAGCGAGCAGUAUCCCGACAAGCCGCCGCGGGUGCGGUUCACAAGCGAGGUCUUCCAUCCCAACGUAUAUUCAGAUGGCACUCUGUGCUUGGACAUCAUCCAGGACCACUGGAGCCCCUGCCACAACAUCUGCUCCAUCCUCACCUCCAUCCAGUCGCUGCUCACAGACCCCAACUGCGCCAGCCCAGCCAACCCGGAGGCAGCACAGCUGUACACAACCAAUCGCAAGGACUACAACCGGCGCAUACGCAGGAUAGCACAGAAAAGCGUGGACAUGUGA
Messenger RNA from Chlorella variabilis, 462 nucleotides. RefSeq lists its product as hypothetical. Lineage: Eukaryota; Viridiplantae; Chlorophyta; Trebouxiophyceae; Chlorellales; Chlorellaceae. The record is from RefSeq and is a predicted model, not a curated record. The transcript has 6 exons. The coding region runs from base 1 to 462 and encodes 153 amino acids.